AUGAACGCAGAGGAGACGCUAUCAUCAGAUGAGCUGGAAUGUAAGAUAUGCUACCAAAAGUUCAACACUCACAGCCGCAAACCCAAGAUCCUAAACUGCCUUCACCGUGUCUGUGCCAGAUGCCUAUCCAAAAUCCUCCUCAUAGGCGGAGGGGCGCCAUGCAUCAGCUGCCCGUUUUGCCGCAAUGAGACUGAACUUCAGGAAGAAGAGGUGGCGGGUCUCCCGGAUGACACCAAUAUCUUGUCUAAGCUCGCCGAGCGGACCAUCUGCAAUUCAGACAGCAAUGAGGUGGUCCUAACCCCUAAGAACCUGGCGUCUUCUAGCCCUUCCCACGGCUCUUCGAACUGCCUAGUGAUCACCAUCAUGGAGGUACAAAGAGACUCCACAACGGACGCCCAGUCAAAACACCAUCUCGGACUACUACGCAGAGCACAGCAUGGACUCGGCUUCCGUGAGUUCCCAUGGCCAAAUCGACCACGACCUUUUUUCCAAGUUGUGCAACCAUGUCCCCAGGAUACUGGUCUGGCUGCUGGGCUUCUUUUACUUCGGCUCUUUGCCCCUUGGAAUAUAUUUGCUAGUUAUUCAGAAGGUGACACUUGGAAUUGUCUGUGUAAGCCUGGUACCCUCCAGCCUGACUGUAUGCCUGGUCUACGGCUUCUGCCAGUGCUUGUGCCAAGGCAUGUGCGACUGCUCAGCCAGGAGUUGACGAAUGCUGACACAACAAUGUGCUAUGUAGGCCAAUAG
Molecule: messenger RNA, 744 nt
Organism: Staurois parvus
Lineage: Eukaryota; Metazoa; Chordata; Amphibia; Anura; Ranidae
Source: the annotation of a GenBank genome assembly